UUUAAAAGCAGAAGAGACGAAGCUCCUCCCCAGUAGCACCCCCAUCGCCCACGCUCUUUGUUACUAGUGCACAAGCAUCUCGAACAAUUCUAGGCAUUAUCAUUCACACAAAAUCUCGCCAUCUUCUCAUUGCUCCGACGGCUUUGCGAUUUGUCCUUGGCUCCGUGGAAGCUUCACGGAAUCCAAGGCACGCUCUGCCUGCAAGGUUUGAUUACUAUGGUAUGCUUCGCGCGCCGUGGAUCCGGUGAGAUCUUGAACUGAAAAUCGAUGGCAAUCUGAUAGUAGGCAGGAAAUCUGGAAAGGGAGAGAUAGAGAGAGAGAGUAAGUGAGAGGUAAAAUGGAGAGGUUCUGACGAUGCUUGGCUCGGUUUUACCGACUCGAAGGUGAAGUUCUGACGGUUCUUGCCUCGGCAUGACUUUUUGGUUGAGGAAGUGAACGUUUUCCGAUGAACUUGAGUUUUGUGUGAUGUUUUCUUCUGUUUCGUGGAGGAAUUUAAAUUUUAGUCAGCGAAGUUUGGGGACUGGUGAAAGUUUUGGCGACACUCCGAAUCGGUGGAAUUCAAUGAAGCGAAGAGUUAAUCCGCAGAAAUUUCAGCACAGAUGGAAGAGAAAGCUUUUUCUUCUGCUUUUGAUGGGCUUUUGCUGUGCUAGUUUAGUGUUACUGGAGACGGAGCACACUCGAAUCAGAAUGUUUGCGCUAUUAUCUCCUCCGUUAGUUCAAAAGCCUAAAAUUGCGUUUCUAUUUAUAGCUCGGAAUAGGCUUCCCCUAGACAUGGUUUGGGAUGCAUUCUUUCAGGGAGAUAGAGAGAAUAAAUUUUCAGUUUUUGUGCACUCUAGGCCUGGGUUCCUCUUGAACAAGGCAACUACAAGAUCAGCCUAUUUCUUAGAUCGUCAAGUUAAUGACAGCAUCCAGGUAGAUUGGGGAGGGGCAACCAUGAUUCUGGCAGAACGUAUUUUGCUGAAGCAUGCACUCUUGGAUCCUUUCAAUGAAAGAUUUGUUUUUCUUUCAGAUAGCUGCAUGCCCUUGUAUAACUUCAGCUAUACAUAUGACUAUAUAACGUCAACAUCAACUAGUUUUGUUGAUAGUUUUGCUGAUACAAAAGAGGGUCGCUAUAAUCCAAAAAUGCAUCCAGUGAUUCCUGUCCAGAACUGGAGGAAAGGAUCCCAGUGGGCUGUUCUCACCAGAAAACAUGCAGAGAUUGUAAUAAAAGAUGAGACUGUCUUUCCAAUGUUUCAAUUGCAUUGCAAGAGGAAGUCAUUACCAGAGUUUUGGCGGCAUCAUCCCCUUCCUGCUGAUCCAUCAAAGGAGCAUAACUGUAUUCCAGAUGAACAUUAUGUUCAGACAUUACUAGCUCAAGAAGGACUUGAAGGGGAGAUCACACGAAGAACGCUGACCCAUACAUCAUGGGAUCUUUCAUCAUCCAAACGCCGUGAGCGGCAGGGAUGGCAUCCUGUAACAUAUAAAUUAGCAGAUGCUACUCCCAGUCUGGUUCAAUCCAUUAAGGACAUAGAUAAUAUCUAUUAUGAGACUGAAUACCGAAGAGAAUGGUGCACCAACAAGGGAGAACCUUCUUCGUGCUUCCUUUUUGCCAGAAAAUUUACUAGGCCUGCUGCUCUACGGCUUCUUAAUUUGUCUGCAUUAGGAGCUCUGUGAUGAAGCACAACUAAAUACUCCACAACCAAUUAUCUAUCUGUCAGUGAAAUUUAUUUCAGCUCGAAGGAUUAGCGUUAUCACACAUGGAAAGUCUGCGCGGUUUGUUAUCAAAAAUAUUGGAACUGUUCCAUAAGAUUUAGCAACAAUCGAGCUCCUGCUCUGCACUCUGCAGCCGACUAUCUGGAUCUACUCUUGGAAGUGGCUGAUCUGAUGAUGAGUCAACGCAGAGUUUCUGUAGACCUUCAACUAGGCUUGCAAUUUCCCACCAUUUGAUAUGUUCAUUUAUAUCUAUAAUAAUUUGAAUAAGGUGUCAUUAUAUUACACUCCAUUCCCCAAUCCAUACUAGUAACUGAAAUGGGGGCGGGGUGAUGCUGCAUACCUCUUGCGCACCAAACCAACAUAUUAGUUUCAACUUAUAAAGAAAAAAGUGGCACAGUUGUAAUUGUUAGAAACCCUUGGCAGAUUUUGGUCUUGCGGGAAGAUUAUGGUGUAAUUAUUCGAUUCAUCAAAACCUAAGCUGCACUCGAUCGGUUGACAUGCUAAUAAGAGGUUAUAUUGACUC
Molecule: messenger RNA, 2215 nt
Organism: Diospyros lotus (date-plum)
Lineage: Eukaryota; Viridiplantae; Streptophyta; Magnoliopsida; Ericales; Ebenaceae
Product: glycosyltransferase BC10
Exons: 12
Coding region: 466-1653 (395 amino acids)
Cellular component (GO): membrane
Molecular function (GO): glycosyltransferase activity
Source: RefSeq, a predicted model, not a curated record